AUGCCGCCCUCCAAGCAAAUCUUCUACCUCUGCCUCUACAAUCCAGUCUCCUUCUGCGGCUCCAUCGCCGUCAUGGCCAUAACCUACACCUUCAUCAGCAUCGACUUCGUCUUCGGUCUAAAGCACUCGCCACUCCUCACAUUCUUCCUCGAAAUGUUAUCUGUCGUCCUUCUCGGCCUCGUGAUAUUCUUAUCCGUCUGGGCUGCUGUGAUAGAUCCUGCACUGUGCUUUAUCACAGAGAGGAAUAUUGGGGGCAUGUGGAGGGGGGUGGGGAGGAGCAGGUUGUCAAGGCUAAGAGGCCUCUUGUCUAAGAGGCCUCUUGUUGGAAAUGAUGACUUGAAGUUGGAGGCUGAUACGCCGAAUGAUUCGGAAGGGGUUUGGAAGGAUGGGUACAGGCAUGCGAGGCGCUGA
Aspergillus chevalieri is the source of this 411-nucleotide messenger RNA. RefSeq lists its product as uncharacterized. Bases 1 to 411 code for a protein of 136 amino acids. The transcript has a single exon. NCBI's taxonomy places the organism in Eukaryota, Fungi, Ascomycota, Eurotiomycetes, Eurotiales, Aspergillaceae. The record is from RefSeq and is a predicted model, not a curated record.